AUUACACAACAGCAUGUGCCACGAUAAGAUGUGCACAUAAAUAUCUCUGUGCGGUCCACAUCAAUUCAUAUUCAUCAACACAGCAUAAACAGCGGCUCACGAACAAUGAAAAACAAGACAAUCCUGCUUUUGCAUCUCCUUCUGGGGUCAUGUUUGGCUUAUGAAAAUGUGGCCUUGCGUGGAAAAGCGACCCAGUCACAUCGUUUUGAGCACUCAUUGGGAUCUGCCAGCAAUGCUAUUGACGGAAACCGUGACCCUAACUACCGAGCCGGAUCAUGCACACACACUGUUGCACAGACCAACCCCUGGUGGAGAGUGGACCUGCUGGAGUCCUACAUCGUCACCUCCGUCACCAUCACCAACAGAGCAGACUGCUGUGCAGAGAGGCUCAACGGGGUAGAGAUUCACAUCGGCAACUCUCUAAAAGACAAUGGUGCCGCUAACCCAGUGGUUGGUAUAAUUCCUCAGAUUCCACCAGGCAGGUCCUUAAAAAUAACUUUUACUGGACUUGUGGAGGGACGUUAUGUGACUCUGGUUCUGCCUGGUUUAGGAAGGGUCCUUACACUCUGCGAAGUUGAAGUCUACGGGUACCGUGCCCCAACUGGAGAGAACCUGGCACUCCAAGGAAAAGCCUCGCAGUCGUCACUGCAUUCUACUGGCAUUGCCUAUAAUGCCAUUGAUGGGAAUCGUGCCAGCGAUUGGGGCGAGGGUUCUUGUACUCACACAAGCAACAACUUAAACCCCUGGUGGCGAGUGGACCUGGGCAAAACCCAUAAAGUGUUUUCUGUUAACAUAACCAACUACAGAAAUUAUCCCUUGCGAAUUAAUGGAGCUGAGAUCCGAAUUGGAGAUUCUCUUGAAAACAAUGGCAACAACAAUCCCAGGUGUGCUGUGAUCUCAAGCAUCAGUGGAGGUUUCACCGCAAACUUCCAGUGUAAUGGGAUGGACGGUCGCUACGUUAACAUAGUGGUUCCUGGAAGAGUCGAGUACCUGUCCUUGUGUGAGGUGGAGGUGUAUGGCUCCAGACUGGAUUAGGUCUGAGGAAUGACAUUUCACAGUGCAGGUUUUUAGCUGACACUCUUGUACAGACCCAAGUCGUAAUCAUAGCUUAAGCUUCACGUACAUCAUUAGAGACAGCAGUUACAUAGUUUAGAUCAUUUUCAUCAUUGUCUUUCCUGGAAGACAUUCAUAGCGCUGCACUUGGUUGAAAAGUGACAGAAAAUUGCUUUUCCUACAGUGACAUGUCAACAUAUCUUCUGUGAAAAAGGCUUAAUCAAACUGAUGGCAUUAACAUAAAUCUGUAGUAUUGUUAAAUUAUCCAGGAGACUCUUUUAGGAUUUCAUUAAAAGAAAACUUUGAAAUAGAAAUUUACAGUGGUGAAAAUACUUAGUAUUUUUUUUUUAAAGAUAAACCACUAAUAUGUGUAUUUUAUUUAACCUACACUGACAAUAAUGUGUAUAAUACAUAUACAUUCAUAAUACAUAUGAUUUUGAAUGAAA
Molecule: messenger RNA, 1499 nt
Organism: Siniperca chuatsi (mandarin fish)
Lineage: Eukaryota; Metazoa; Chordata; Actinopteri; Centrarchiformes; Sinipercidae
Product: fucolectin-4
Exons: 6
Coding region: 106-1035 (309 amino acids)
Source: RefSeq, a predicted model, not a curated record